This is a messenger RNA of Daldinia caldariorum, 1888 nucleotides long. RefSeq lists its product as uncharacterized. Bases 27 to 1718 code for a protein of 563 amino acids. The transcript has a single exon. The record is from RefSeq and is a predicted model, not a curated record. Lineage: Eukaryota; Fungi; Ascomycota; Sordariomycetes; Xylariales; Hypoxylaceae.
AAAGCAGUGUUUCUUAUAAUUUGAGUAUGGACACCGGUGGUCUCGCUCAAAUGUCUCACAACGGUUUCACUUCGCCGACCGGUUUGGGCAUGCCCACCGGAGGGCUUGCUUCGCGCCGCGGUGGCGGCCAGAACAUCAAACCCCUAUCCUUCGAGUCUAUCAAAACGUCUACCGAAUCCAAGGAUAACGGAGUUCCCACCCCGCGAACUAGCCGUUCUCACCUCCUUGCAUGUCUGAGGACGGCGCCAAAGUCGGCUACCGCAACUUCGUUUGCCUCCUCGCCAACCUCCGCUGUUCCGCCCACUCGCGUUCACGGGAGGGACAGUGUUGGAAACAUGUAUGGUAGCCAAGACGCCAUGUAUGGAGGACCCAAGACGUCGCAUCCCCGUCUUGCAACUCAGCAGCAGAGCUACAACCCAAUGAUGGGCUCCAGUCAGCAGCAAUAUACGGCCGAACAGAUCCUGGCACCCCCUGAGCUUUAUCUUGAUGAGCAAGUUCAAGACCAGAUGGAUCCUUCGCUCUAUGCUCAGCUGGUAGCUACCAACAUGUACCUAGCCCAGCAGCAGCAGCGACUGCAGCAACAGCUGCUCAGUGUCCAGGCGGCAGCUCAGCAGUUCCAGGCUAUGACUCUCAGCGGACAGUCCGUAUUGCAGCAGCAGAUGGCCCUGCAGAAUCUGUAUCAGCAGCAACAGCAGCUCAGAAACUUGCAACAGUCGAUGGCUAGCCCUAUGCAGGUUCAGCAGGGCAUUAACCCUUAUUACGAAGCCGCUAGCCAACAAGUUUACUACGUUAACCAGAAUUCGGCCCAGAUGAGGAACGUCAACACUUAUUCGGAUCGCACCCCCGCUACUCCUCAGGCUUAUAGCCAUCCCCAGGCAAAUAACGGCACACCCCGCGUUCAAGUUUCGCCGCCUCCCACGGAGAGCACACCGCCUGCGUUCCGAACUGCCUCGCCUCCCAAGAAGGUAGAAAUGACUGCGGAACCAACACCACUGCCACCUCCAUCCGCCAAUGCUUUUCGUCGAGGUCAUAAGAAGUCGUCUUCUCUCGCGAAUGGAAAUAAGGGCAUGUCGCUAUCGAUGGAUGAUGGCCCCAAGUCUGCUGGUCCCAAGACGGCCUCAUUCCCACUCACGCCCAUGACUAAUGGUGGCUAUGGCCCAGGCCAGGCUCGUGCUGGUGAGCACCCUAUUCGUCAGCCUCGUGGUCCGCCCGCUCUGGACGAGCUUAGGGCAAAGCCUACCGCCAAGCACGAGGGUAGCAAGAACUUUGCGCAACGGACUCGCCGCUCCGCUGUCCACAAUCUUGUCAAGGCCGGGAUGGUUAGGCGCAAGGGUACGGGUAGUAGCUGCGGAAGCAUGAGCCCCGUAUCUGAGAGCGCGGAGGAGGUUUGCACACCAUUGACUGACAACGAAUCUGAUUCUGGGCGUAGUGGCUCAGGUAGCCUUUCGGGCGAUGCAGAGCCGAGUCUCGCUAGUUCCAGGACUUCCACGAGUGGUAGCUGGGGAGCUAUUGGCUCCGAUCGUCCCAGUUCGCGCCAGAAGUCACGAAAGAGUGUCGAUAGCUUGUCCAGUGGGGGCGAUAGUGAGGGUAGCUUUGCGAGUGUAUUCAAGAACGGUUCCCAGCGCUCUGGUAAGACUGAGUCAAUCGACGGUCAGCGGAAAGCGCCUAUGCUCGUGCUCACCAGCGCCGAGAAGCGCAAGGGUAGUGUCGCGGCUUAGGGCACGCCCGGCUGCCUUAAUAUUUUCACGCAAUAAUGAUCGUAUGCUCCCAACGUCUUUGUCUUUUCAUGAACGUCGCGACGGAGUGGUAGAACCCUCCGAGCAGAGAUUACGCACGAAUGGACGGGACUAGAUUGGAGAACAGAAUGGCCAUUUCCUUUCGCGAUUUG